UAGUUAGAACACCAACUGAGAUCAAUUCAAUUAGCUGCUUUAAGCUACUUCAUUAUGCUGAGUCAUUCUUCGGGGUGAGACAUUUUUAGUCUGUUAGGAAUGAAAGGCAUGCUAUUCAAAUAAUUCACUGCAGUAGUUUAAUGUGCUGUAAUCUUAAAGAAGUACAGGAGUUGUUUAGUCGUAUCUCCAGUGUUUUUGAAGGGGCGUGAAUGCAGCGCUUCCCAUUGACCAGGCAUCCCUUCCGGUAGAUGAGGUCAACUUUUCCCUAGAUCCGCCAUUUCAGUCCCGGAGUUUCUUGUUGCACAUUAGUUUUGAAUUUAAUUUUUUGUCAUUAUAUCGGUUACAUAGUCAAGUGUUGGGUUUCGUGGUGCAACAGAAAUAUCCCCAACUUAAACGUCUUGAUAUUACUCGUGGAAGUUGCAAAAAUUGUAGUAUUAAAAGGUAUUUUUCCGAGGGAAGCGUUAGUCUACCAAAGUUUUUGUAUGAGUUGCGGAUAGGGAGAGGCGAAGGGGAAAGGCCUCAAGCCUCGGACGGGAUUUCACAACCAUGGCCGGUAAUUUUGAUGCCGAAGACCGUUCUAGCUGGUACUGGGGGAGGCUAAGCCGCCAGGAAGCAGUUUCUCUUUUACAGGGACAGAGACAUGGCGUGUUCCUGGUGAGAGACUCAAUAACCAGCCCUGGAGACUACGUGCUGUCCGUCUCAGAGAACUCCAAAGUGUCCCAUUAUAUAAUCAACAGCAUCAGUAACAACCGGCAAUCUGGCUCAGGUUUAGCUCCUCCUCGGUUUCGGAUUGGGGAUCAGGAGUUUGAGGCGCUGCCGACUCUGCUGGAGUUUUACAAGAUCCACUACCUGGACACCACCACACUCAUAGAGCCCAUAAACAAGGCAAAGCACACAGGGUUCGUCAGCGCCUCCUCUGCUGGCAUCCCGCAGCAGCCUGAGGAGGCAGAGUUUGUACGGGCGCUAUUUGACUUCCCUGGCAACGAUGAGGAGGACCUCCCCUUCCGCAAGGGUGACAUCCUGCGAGUGCUGGAGAAGCCAGAGGAGCAGUGGUGGAACGCUGCUAACCAGGAUGGCCGUGCUGGGAUGAUUCCCGUGCCCUAUGUGGAGAAGUACCGGCCUGCCUCACCCACUGCUGCCGGCCUGGGUCCCCCUGCUGCGGGAACUGGACAGGGGGGGCAAGUUGGAGGGGUAGUGGGCAGCACAGACGGAACAGGGGCCCCUCAGGCCAACCCUCUGGGGGACCCGGGCCAGUAUGCGCAGCCUGUGGUCAACGCUCAGCUCCCUAACCUACAGAAUGGGCCCGUCUAUGCCCGAGCCAUUCAGAAAAGGGUGCCCAAUGCCUACGACAAGACGGCGCUCGCUCUGGAGGUGGGAGACAUGGUGAAAGUGACCAAGAUCAACGUGAAUGGCCAGUGGGAGGGUGAGUGCAAGGGCAAACGCGGCCACUUUCCCUUCACCCACGUUCGACUGUUGGAACAACACCAUCCCGAUGACGAGAGCUGAGAAACACACGCACUCCCAUCACCUGACAGUGCCCAGCACAUCCCUUUUCUUUUGGUCAUUUUGUUAUGCUCGGAAAGAAACAGAUUUGUACAAGCACACAGUAUAUGAACCUAUGAGCUCAGCUGGUCAGACGCUGCUGACCCUACCAACACAAGACGUGUUGGCUUUGCCUACUGUCAUUUUAAAGAGUUUACACUACGGUCAGACUGAUAUCGGUUCGCCUAUAUUAGCUUUUCUUUAAGUCAGCACACUGUUGGCUCCCUCCUAAUUUGCUUCUCAGAAACCAGCAAUUAAAUAUUUGUUGUAUUCAGAGAGGUAGCAGCAUUAUAACCUGCCAGGGAGGUUAUGUUUUCAGUUAAUUUUUUCAGUUUCCUUGUCUGUUUGUCAGCAGAAUUAUAGAAAAACUACUGGCCUGAUUAUCAUGAACUUGGUGGAAGUAUGUCACAUGGGCCAACAAAGAACCCAAUACAUUUUGGAGCAAAUCCAUGUCACUGAGCAGAAACAAUAAUUAUUUUUUCACUUAUGUUAAAAUUGCAAGAUGAGGCAUGGCCUUGGUGGACGUCUGCACUCUCUGAGUGCCAUUGUUGUUGGUUUAGUAUUUAUUAAUGUUACAUUUUAAAGGAACACACUUGUGUGUUGUCUUAAUCAGCAUCACGUAGCAGUAUUGAUCAUUAGCUCCACCUUAGCCUAGCUUCGCUCCAUAACUGAAAGCAGGGCUGGAAAAGUUGUCCAAUUAUUUUCUCUCAACUCUCUACUAGAUUAGCAACUUAAAAUAAUUCCAGAGCUUUUUGUAUGAUUUUUAUUGAACAGAUGUAGAAAUUUGACACCAUUUGGUUUGAAAAUAUAGGUACCACACAUUAAACAACAGCCCUGAAAUCUUACAGCACAAGUUGACCCUUUUUCACCCCGUUUCUACCCAUCGAGCAGUGUUUAUAACACACAAGGUCCAGCUGCAAUCUAGACUAGAAAUGCUCACAACCAUGACUUGUUUUAUUUCUCUUUGUGUGUUCAUGUAACACUAUUGAUCCAAGAUCACAGUCACCAAAAUGGUCCAUAGUUUAUCUGUCAGUCCUGAUAACUUCAUGUUUACAGAUUUACAAAUCAGUAAGAACAGGACAUUAGAUGUUGGAGCUAUUUCUUGAUAGAAGCUAAACCUAAAAUGAUUUAAUCAGUUAUGAAUGGAUUAAAAGGCUAUGGAGGACAUUCAUGGGGCAAGUUAAGAAAAUUAUCAAGUUUAAAUGUUGGCAGAAUGUCAUUUUCAAUUAAAAAUGGGCAGUAUUAGGCAUCAGUAACCGAUAUCAGUCGAACCCUAGUUUACACACCUCCAGCCCAGUAUUGAAGUCUGCGCCACACACAGUCGAGUCGACCCACUCUUCCCUUCCUGCAUUAUCUGUGUAUCCCUACCCACUGCAUUUGAUUCAUACAGAAGGGAAAAAUCGACUGCACACAGGAGACAAGACACUCGGCUUCUCUCACGGAAUCAUGAAUCAGUGAGUUUUUGAAGUGCUAGACUGUGAACCUCGGAGUGAAACGAACAAAGACUUUUCCCGAUGACUCCGACUUGUGGAAAAGACGACUUCACCAACUUAUUACAUCCAACACUACAAACCAAGUCCUUUUUUGUACUAAAAGUGGAAAAUAUUAUAAUAGAAUUGACUAUAUAUACACACACCUUACAUGCUAAAUGCUGUAAACAUUUUUCUUCCUUCCUUAUAUUUGAUUUUCUUUUCCUUUUUGUUACCAGAGACUGUACCUCCUAUUAUUUUAUGUUCCUCUUUCUAAAACAUUAUUCAGCAUCAUCAUGGAUGACUUCAAAUGCAGCAGAGUAAAAAAAAAAAAGCACCCUUUUAAGGAGGAAGGAGUGAUUCCCCUGAGGCUGCUUUUCGAAGAUGAGAGGAGAAACGUCGAGUAAUUUUAUUUUUGUCUUCCAGCAGGGUUUUUAUGGCAUUAUUGCUCAGAUGCUUUUGAGAUAAAAUCCACCUUAAAACACUAAAUGCUAUUGCAUUUUCAUGUAUAACUGGUAAAACAGACGUGUCACUUUGUGUCAUUUCUUCUGCCAUGAUUGACAUUUGCAGUUUCCCAUCAGCUUUUUCCACAUGCUAUUAUUAUACAUAAAGCUUUUUUUAAACACACAUGGGGCCACUGAGCAUUAUGUCAAUAUAACAAAGAAACAUGAAAUGCUCUAUUAUUGUGGGAUUUUUAGCUCCAUAGUGAAUGAAAUGCAUUUUCCAACAUCCUGUUUCAGAAUAUGAUUUUCCUCAAAAGCAGGCAGAGAUGUCUUCCUUCACAUUAUCCCUGUUGUUACUGAUAAACAGUAAUUAGGUGGCUUGCUAAUGGUUGUAAAAUGUGGUAAACAGCAAUGAGACUGAUGUAACAAUGUUACCAGUGACAAUAACACUGUUUUUUAAGAAAAAUAA
Centropristis striata (black sea bass) is the source of this 3923-nucleotide messenger RNA. Its product is annotated as adapter molecule crk-like. NCBI's taxonomy places the organism in Eukaryota, Metazoa, Chordata, Actinopteri, Perciformes, Serranidae. Bases 547 to 1506 code for a protein of 319 amino acids. The record is from RefSeq and is a predicted model, not a curated record. Gene Ontology annotation, molecular function: protein binding. The transcript has 3 exons.